Messenger RNA from Oryza sativa Japonica Group (Japanese rice), 2181 nucleotides. RefSeq names its product L-type lectin-domain containing receptor kinase SIT2-like. Gene Ontology annotation, molecular function: ATP binding; carbohydrate binding; transmembrane receptor protein serine/threonine kinase activity. Gene Ontology annotation, cellular component: plasma membrane. NCBI's taxonomy places the organism in Eukaryota, Viridiplantae, Streptophyta, Magnoliopsida, Poales, Poaceae. Gene Ontology annotation, biological process: protein phosphorylation; defense response to bacterium; defense response to oomycetes. The record is from RefSeq and is a predicted model, not a curated record.
CAUGUACGCUUUGGUGAUUAUCAUGAGCUAAUAGAGAUCAUUACCACGUCUAUCAAACCACCAUGUCCUUUCUGCCACUGAUCCUCUUCUUCUUCCUUGGCCUUAACCUAGCAUCCAUCACCAACGGUGACGACAACCACCAGUUCGUCUACAAUGGCUUCACUAGUGCUAAUAACCUCUCCCUUGACGGCGUCGCCAUGGUGACUCCUGAUGGCCUCGUCGAGCUCACCAACGAUGGAAUCCGGGUGAAAGGCCAUGCUUUCUACCCGUCUCCUCUGCACUUCCGCGAGACUCCUAAUGGCACGGUGCAAUCUUUCUCUGUCUCCUUCGUGUUCGGCAUCGUCCCUACCUUCUCUGACCUGAACAGUGGCCAUGGCAUCACCUUCGUCAUUGCACCAAGCAAGAAUUUCUCAGAUGCUAUCGCGGCACAAUACUUUGGGCUCUUCAAUAGUGAGACCAAUGGCAAUGAUAGAGGCCACAUCUUUGCAAUUGAGCUCGACACCGUUAAGAACACAGAGUUUGGGGACAUGAAUGAUAAUCAUGUUGGGAUCGAUAUCAAUAAUCUCACCUCUUUGCAAUCCUACCCUGCUGGAUACUAUGAAGAGAGUGGAAGGUUCAAAAACCUGACCCUUGCAUCCAUGGAGGCUAUACAAGUGUGGGUUGAUUAUGACAGAGAAGCUACUCGGAUCAACGUGACCAUGGCUCCUCUUGCCAUGGCCAAACCUGUGAGGCCAUUGUUGUCUGCGACCUACAACCUCUCAGGAUUGCUCAUGGAGCGUUCAUACAUCGGCUUCUCUUCCUCGACAGGCGCAACUAGUGCACGACACUACCUUCUUGGCUGGAGCUUCAGCAUGAAUGGAGGAACUGCGCUGGCCAUCGACAUUGCCAAGCUGCCAAAGCUACCUCGUGUUGGUCCUAAGUCUGAUCCAUCCAAUCUGUUGCAAAUCAUAUUGCCAGUGGCAACCGCAGCAUUCCUCGUGGCUGUGGGUGCUACUGUUUUUCUCCUUGUGCGAAGGCGUAUGAGGUACACUGAGUUGCGAGAAGAUUGGGAGAUCGAUUUUGGGCCACACCGGUUCGCAUAUAAGGAUUUGUUCCAUGCCACGGAAGGGUUCCAGAACAAGAAUUUGCUAGGCACAGGAGGUGCUGGGAGGGUAUACAAGGGGAUGCUUCUAGGGUCCAAACAAGAGAUCGCAGUGAAAAAGAUACCACAAAAUUCGAAGGAAAGCAUGAAACAGUUUGUAGCGGAGAUUGUUAGCAUAGGCUGCCUUGACCACCGCAAUCUUGUUCACCUCCUCGGUUAUUCCCGACGUAAAGGUGAAUUGAUUUUAGUGUACGAGUAUAUGUCAAAUGGAAGCUUGGAAAAGUACUUGUAUGGUCAAGAUGGUAGGUGCACUUUGGAUUGGGGUCAAAGGUUUCACAUCAUCAAAGGAAUCGCGUCUGGGCUGCUUUACCUCCAUGAAGAAUGGGAGAAAGUAGUGAUUCAUCGAGAUGUGAAGCCAAGCAACAUACUCCUCGACAACAAGAUGAAUGCAAAGAUAGGUGACUUUGGCCUCUCAAGGUUGCACGAUCAUGGAGCCAAUCCACAAACUACACACGUUGUUGGCACCAUAGGGUACUUAGCUCCAGAAAUAGCAUUGACCGGCAAGGUGACUCCACUCGCCGACGUAUUUUCCUUCGGCAUAUUAGCCCUAGAGAUUACAUGUGGGCAGAAACCUAUGAAGCAAAAUGCACAAGGCAUCCAACAAACGUUGGUUGGUUGGGUGCUAGAAUGUUGGAAAAAAGGAUCAGUUGUUGAUGCAGUUGAUGCCAACCUCCAAGCUGACUAUGAUAAUGCUGAAGCAGGUUUAGUGCUAAAAUUAGGAUUGCUAUGCUCACAUCCAUCUGAACACUCAAGACCGAAUAUGAGACAAGUGACGCAGUAUCUCAAUGGUGACAUGCCACUACCAGAAACUAUUUCAAACCCAGGAUUUGGCUUGUUUCACUUGAUGCAGGAGAGAGAGUCUCCAACCUGUACGCCAUGUCAUAUUCAUCACUAGUGUGACAACUACUAAUUAAUUUCUUUUAAUGCCAUAAUAUAUAUCCGCUCUCAGAGACUAAUUGUUGAGUUAUUUUUUCUGUUGAUUUAUAUAUGUACGUAUCAAUUUUAGAGGAAUAAAGUAUGCACGUUUGCGCAAACCAGUA